GGAUUUGCGCAUGCGCGUAUGUGUGAUGAAUUUGAAAACAAGAAAGGCAAGCGACGAACUGUUUCCGCAGGCCGCAAUCGGUGGUGAAUAAACUGAAUCACGAAGAAACCGGGAGAGAGGAUCGAGGAGAGCUCUUUCAUCGAUCAGAAUUCAUCAUGUCUCGUCAGGGAUCGGCACUGUCCACUCAGGAUCCUAAUGUGGUCAGCCGUGUAAGCAAGCUGAGACCUCCUUCUAAACUUCCUACCAAGCUUCCCCAACCUGGCUUCAAGAGGGCGCUAGUGGCAGACAAUCAGGCAGAAAAUGCUGCCCCAGAGAAAAAGAAAACUCGACUUGAUACGACCGAGGCUGCGCCUGCAAGGAGACCUGCCCUUCCUGCUGUGCGGAAAACAGGUUCAGCCGUGUUAGCAAGGGGAGGAACUGCGAAACCAAUUAGUAAACCGGUAGCUGCUAGACCUGGUUUGGCCACAUCAAAGCCACGCCUCGGAGCGCAGUCUAAACCAGCUGCACCUUCUAAAUCAGUAAAACCAGCCCCUAAAUCAAGAGCAGCCCCCGCUACCACCAGACCUGGCACCAGGACAACAGCUCCACCACCAAGCAAAACAGCUGGUCCAAAGAGCAAGAGGCAGCCAUGGGACUUGAAAGGUCGGUUAGCAGACAUGGAAGCCGCUAUGGGAAGCAGGGUGGCAGCGAACCAGAACCUCGAAGGAAGGAUCACAGAAAACAAUGACAGAAUUGCCUACUUGGAAAGCUUGAAUCAAGAGCUGAAAGGCACUGUUCAGAUCAAGGAGUCUUUAUCCAAUCAGGCCGAGGAGACUAUAAGGUCUUUGGAGAGGAAACUCAGGGAUGCUGAAGACGAACACGCUAUAGUUGAACGGCGUCUAAAUCGAGAGAAGGAAGACUUGGAGAUGACGAGAUCAAGUCUCAAAAGACAAAUAGAGACAUUAGAGGGUGACCUUUCAGCGUCUCGUCAGGAGUGUUCUGGUCUGAAGAGCUCUAUAGCGUCAAUGACAGCAGCUCAGGCCGGUUAUGUUGCCCAGUUGGACGCCACUAAGCACCAGCUGGAGCAGUCUGUGGAGUCUGGUAGGCAAAAGGACACAAGGAUAUCUGAUCUGGAGGCGGAGGUCGAGGCGCUGAAGGCCAGUGUAGCGGAGAAAGAAAGCCGGAUCAGGGAGGAGGAGUCCAUCAGGAGAAAGCUCCAUAAUACUAUACAGGAAUUGAAGGGUAACAUUCGUGUCUUCUGCAGAGUGCGCCCUCUCCUUAGCUCUGAACUGGUUGCAGGAGAUGAUAUCCCUCAUAUUAACUUCCCCGACGUCGACGGUAAAACACUGGUGCUGGACAAACUCAGUGACGUUAGCCUCAAUGAGAGUACAAUGAGCACGAGGAAUGGGCGAAACGGAACAUCCCAUUACGAGUUCAAUUUUGAUCGUGUCUUUGAACCUGUUUCAAAGCAGUCCGAGGUCUUUGAGGAAAUCUCCCAGCUUGUCCAGAGUACCUUGGAUGGAUACAACGUAUGUAUCUUCGCCUACGGUCAGACGGGAAGCGGUAAAACCUACACGAUGGAAGGACCUGAAGAAGUCAAUGAAGAGAACGUUGGUAUGAUCCCGAGAGCCGUUCAGCAAGUCUUUACAACGGCUGCAGAUCUAGAAGAGAAAGGUUGGAAGUAUACAUUCCAAGCAAGCUUCUUGGAGAUCUACAAUGAGACUAUCCGUGAUCUGUUAGGAUCGCCUAACUCUAAGGUCAAGCACGAGGUCCGUAUGGUGGAAGCCAAGUCCAGUGAAGUGGAGGUGACGAAUAUCAACAUCGUUGAUGUCACGUCAGAGAAUCAGGUGAACAGUCUUUUACAUAAAGCAUCGCAGAACCGAGCCGUAGCAGCGACUAACUGCAACGAGAGAUCUUCAAGAAGUCACAGCGUGUUCAGAUUGAAACUCACCGGUCAGAACACAAUCACAUCAGAAAAUUGCCAAGGCACAUUGAACCUGGUUGAUUUAGCUGGUAGCGAGCGACUAUCAUCGUCUGGUUCGACCGGGGAUCGUCUCAAAGAAACACAGAACAUCAACAAGAGUCUAAGUAACCUCGGUAAGGUGAUCCUGGCCUUGGCAAACAAAGACUCUCACAUCCCCUACAGGAAUAGCAAGCUGACACACCUCCUUCAGAACUCUCUUGGAGGGAAUUCAAAGACGUUAAUGUUUGUCAACAUUUCACCCAAAGAAGAGAACUUUCAAGAGACACUCUGUUCUCUGAGGUUUGCUACCAAGGUUAACCAGUGUAACAUUGGGACAGCACAGAAGAAGAUUAAAUAAGCGCAGCUUCACGAAGCAUGGGGAUAACCAUACAUGGAUGAAUGAACUCUUUGUCGUCUAUCACGGUGUUCUACAUAGUUAUUACUGGGCAGCAUUUCAUCCGCAAGUUGUCAGAUCUGACAACUUUCCUUGAUGUUGAUUGGCUAAGAAGCACUCUUACUAUGGCAACUGUUGGAUAAAAUGGGACUUGUCGCAUAGAUGUCUGACAAGUCCUUUCAUGAAACGCUCCCGAGGUAGUCUUCAAAUAUACCUUUUGAGAUACAAAGAAAGAAGUAGCCUAUGAUUUUAUUUGUUUUAGGGAAACUAAAGUGAUCUGAGGGGUAAAAUACUUGUUUAGCUACUUGGUAACAUAAUUAUUGUGGUAUGAAUGCAUUGAGUAUUGAUUUAGUGUGUUAUCAUUCAAGUGGUCCUUUAUUGACUAUACACUGUGCAGAAUGUUGCAAUUUUUCUCACAAAUUUUAACCCUUUUUACUGGGAAUUGGUUUGAAUCCUCUUCAUAAGAUUUUCUUCAAGUAUGCAACACAUUUUUUUUAUAUAACGUGUUUGUGAUAUCAGAAAAGGAGCUAUUAUCUGAAAUAUGUAUGAAAAAUAUGAUUCAGAAUUUUCCACUUUGCUUCAGAAUAGUUACCAGUAAAUGUUCCAUUGCAUGAUAAAUUGUCAUGAAAUUUGGAAUUCGGUUUCAGGACUUUUGCUUUCAUUGUUGAAACAUUGGCAUGGAGUGUAAAAUUUAGCAAUUGAACGCGAAGAUAGAACCUAUACUAAGUACAAAGUGUAUGCAGAAAUGAUCAUCUGGAUAAAAAUGGCAGAUCUCCACAAAGAUGAUGCUUUCUAUUCUUACUGAAUCAUUUAUUGGAGUAAUGCUUAACAUUGCUUAUUCAUUUAAUUUAAAAUGGUGUAAUACCAUUUGCAUUGACACCGGAUGAGCAAGUCAUGCCCAGGGAAAUUCCUUUCACAAUUCAUUAUUAUCUGUCAAAUCGAGCAUUGCAUUAGAUAUCGCAAUUCUGCCAUUUUGUAAAUCAGAGAAUGAUUACUGAAAUGGAUUGAGUUGGAUUAGGAAGGAAUAUUCCAGCCAUUCCAGGACCAGUCUUCAUCGGCAAAAAUUUAAAUGAAAAUUUAGGAUGUUUAUGGGUUCAUUUGAUGUAAAGAAGUUCAUUUCCAUGGUGUUAUGGAUGAUAGAAAUAUUAAGAAAAUAAAAUAUUGGAAAAAAAAGUGAUAAUCAAAAUAAGGAAUUGCCUGCAAUAGAUGUCUUGGGUGAAAAUCAAAACAAGGAAUUACCUGCAAUAGAUGUCUUGGGUGAAAAUAUAAGAAAUAAUGCCGGCAAGAGAAUAGGCCAAUUGAUAAAUAAUCCAGGCAGGGGUGGCGCAACAUGGGGGCAGAGAGCAACAUCCCCCCCUCCCUCCAUCAAAUUACUGUGAUUUUGGAUGAAUGAUGAUGGGAUAGGGGAGGUUAGACCAUGGCAUUACAUGUAGACUGUAAUGAUAAUAAAACAAGAACAAUUAAAUUGUAAUGACACUGUAAAUUUCUUGUAAAUAACUUUUUCAUACUGUACAUAAUGUAAAAUGAUAAAGAGGUGUAGAUAUUUGCUGAUAUGCCUUUUGUAAAAAUGCAUCAUGCAUACAAUUUGAAGUCAAAUUACCACAACAUUCAAAGUAACUAUUAUUCUUUUGUACAUUUAUAUUUAUCCAAGUUGUGGUAUGUACACAUUUUAUUUUCCAGCCAAAACAAUUUCGAUGAUAGAUCUACAUGUACUAGUAUGUGGUAUGAAUUGGGUGGCAAUUUUUUCUGAAAUUUUUAUUGUUUUGAUUCAUUUGCCAUUCACAUGUAUGUGAUCCAAACAUUUUUCAGGUGAUAAUGAAGAAAAGUAGAAAGAAUAUUGAUAUUGUAGCAUUUUAAUGAAUUCAGGCCUUGAAAAUGAAUAUAAGUUUGUCAACAAUUGCUUUAUUCAUUUGAUUUUUGUGGGAUUGAAUUUGGACUAGGAAAAUGAAUUUAAGCUUUGGUCGUUAAGUAAUAUUAUAUAUAUAUUUCAUUUUGUGGGUUUAAACUUUUUGUUAGGAAUGUAUUGAUAUUAGCAAUUGAUAAGCCUACUCUUGUUAAACUUUUCUCAUGUUGUAAAUAAUCAUUGAUUUUUAAAGGAGACUUUUUAAAGGGGAAGAAAGGUAUUCAAAUUUUGGUUUUUAAAUUAUAUUUGUAUCGCCUUGCACUGUUUAAACAAUUGUGAUUUAUAAAUUGUAAAUGUGCCAGUAUGAUUUUAACUUGGAAACAGAGCUCAGAAGGUAAUCAAGUUUUCUUUGGUACCAUAAUAAUUGAAUAACUCCACAUAAUUGUACAUUUUUUGUGAAUAUUCAUGAAACAGGCCUCUCAGGACUUGUAUAAAUGAAAAUGUAAUUGAAAAUAGGUUGAAAGUGGAAGUGCCUUAGUCCAUUGCUGUGUAUUACAUUGUUUUGCAUGUCUGGCUCCGCAACACAAAGAUUAGCGAUCAAUUGCUAAAUGAACUGACCAAUCAAUAUAAAUGUUACACGCGCAUUAGGUGUAAAAUACUGACCAGGGACCAAUCAGAGCGGUUCUUUCGUAUAAAUUCAUCGCAUACCUUUGUGUUACGGAGCCCAGGUAUGUGUUUCAUAAAGCUGUUUGGAACGUAUGAGAGACUUUACGAUCGACUGGUGGUCCUUUUGUAGGAACUAAAUCAGCACCUAAUCUGGUGUGUAUUAUUAACCACUAGAAAGGAUUACCAGUCGUUCAUAAAAUUGCUCGUAGGUGACGAACAGCUUUAUGUAACACCCACCGAGAUACUUCCAAGUUGAAAUUAUUGGUAACCUUACAUCAGUCAAAUCUAUUAGAACAAAAUCUGUUCGAUUGAAGAGAAAUUUUAACAUAUCUUUUGCAAAAUCUGAUCUUAAAACAUUUCUCAACUUGGGCGAAACUUCCAAGUUGAAAUUAUUGGUAACCUUACAUCAGUCAAAUCUAUUAGAACAAAAAAUCUGUUCGAUUAAAGAGAAAUUUGAACACAUUUUGGCAAAAUCUGAUCUUAAAACAUUUCUCAACUUGGGCGAAACUUCCAAGUUGAAAUUAUUGGUAACCUUUACAUCAGUCAAAUCUAUUAGGAGUACAAAAAAUCUGUUCGAUUAAAGAGAAAUUUUAACAUAUUUUUGCAAAAUCUGAUCUUAACACUUUUCUCAACUUGGGCGAAAAUUUGACUUAUAAAUGGAAGGUUGACUUAUGCAAAUUUGCCUGAAAAAUUAUGAAGUUGCACCGGUGGGCAGAGUUUAUUGUUUUUUAUCAAUGAAUAAUGAAAGGUAGGGCCCACAAGCAAGAAAAAUUAGGGUACGUGUCACUUCAAAGAUUUAAAGUAUUUGUGAAUUAAAAUGGAAGGGACUAUGUUCAUAAAGGCCACCGCACACCUUCCGUUUGGUCUGCGACCCGAUUUUGGAAUUGAACGUAGUAGAAUGUGACUUGAGACAAGGAAUAUCUUACUGUGUAAUGUUCUAAAUCAUCGUACAAAUACAUAUGUUCGAUCUGUCACUGACAUCCUUAUUAGAAUAAAAGCAAAUUUAAUAUCUAGUUGUAAUGACGUCAUAGCAAUCGUACGACUCGCUAUGAUUUGAAACUAAUAUUCUUUCAGUUGAUUUGAUUCACAUUUCAGAAAAUGAGCAAAAUGCGAUUUGUUCCGAAAUUGGAUCGUGGACCAGUCGAAAGGUGUGCGGUACUGGCCUUUUGAGAGGGGUCAAAACCCAACAUUUGGGGGUAGGGGCUAUGCACUGAAAUUACCUCUGGGGUACAAGUGCACUCACCAAAUUUAUUAUUUGAUUGGUUGUGUAUGCUUAAUUUCAAAGGCCCGUAUUCUGAAGUCGGGCUUAACUUAAACUCGGGUUUAAAGUUGUGGUUUAAGUAUGGAUAGCCAAUUGUUACAUAAAUUACUAGCGGUAGAGAUAUUAUAUUUCAGCUCAUUUGGCUCUGAAAUCAUUCAUAUUAUCUAGGAAGUAUAAAUAUAUAGAUGAUUGUCUUCACCAUCGAUGAAUCAUGAAAGAGCACAGUUAACAUAAAACCCAUACAACUUAAUAAAAAUUUUGACACUUUUGGCUUCCCAUAAUUUUAGCACAGAGUUAGACCAUGGUCUAAGUUAAACCUGACUUCAUAAUACGGGCCAUAGAGUGUAGUUCGCAAACUUUGUAUUUCAGUAUUGAGACCAUGUUUUUUCUUUGUCUUUUUUUCUUGAUGAGAAUAGAUAUGAUAUCUGUAAAUAGUGA
Lytechinus pictus (painted urchin) is the source of this 6544-nucleotide messenger RNA. Its product is annotated as carboxy-terminal kinesin 2-like. Bases 156 to 2300 code for a protein of 714 amino acids. The record is from RefSeq and is a predicted model, not a curated record. Gene Ontology annotation, biological process: microtubule-based movement. Lineage: Eukaryota; Metazoa; Echinodermata; Echinoidea; Temnopleuroida; Toxopneustidae. The transcript is spliced from 17 exons. Gene Ontology annotation, molecular function: ATP binding; microtubule motor activity; microtubule binding.